AUGUCGAAACGCGACGCAAGGUUCAGCACAGAUGUGCUCAUCGACACGACGCCGAUGCCCGACCAUAUACCCAAAGUCGAAGAAAUCGGGGCCAGCUCAGCGCCGCUACUGAGCGCAGCGUACUUCAUUGGCGCAAGAUGUAAAGCCUACAAUGACGACUACAUGCAGUGUAAGACCGAGUCAUAUGGCCGAGGAGAGCUGGAUUGCAUGAAGGAGGGCAGGAAGGUUACGAGGUGUGCGGCAAGCGUGCUGGCCGAUAUUAACAAGUCCUGCCUGGACGAGUUCCGAGCACACUGGUCCUGCCUGGAAAACAACAACCACCAGUUAUGGCAGUGUCGACGGCCGGAGAGAGUGCUGAACAAAUGUGUUUUCCAAAAGAUUGGCCUGGAGAAGACGAUACCCGACACACCGAAAGGACAGACACCCAUCCACCUACGAGACAAGCAGUUAUUUGCAGAUUAUCCUACAGUGGUCAUGCCAUGGGAGAAGGAUGUGGGGAUUCGAAAGAAGGAUGCAAGUCAGCCGCAAUAA
Molecule: messenger RNA, 531 nt
Organism: Cladophialophora yegresii CBS 114405
Lineage: Eukaryota; Fungi; Ascomycota; Eurotiomycetes; Chaetothyriales; Herpotrichiellaceae
Product: NADH dehydrogenase (ubiquinone) 1 alpha subcomplex 8
Exons: 4
Coding region: 1-531 (176 amino acids)
Biological process (GO): mitochondrial electron transport, NADH to ubiquinone
Source: RefSeq, a predicted model, not a curated record